UGAUUGCUCUCUAAUUAUUAUCUGACAAAUAUUCAAGCGUCGAACUCGAAGGUGUGCGUUGGAACGUUGAACGUCUAUUGGCUUUGCUGCUUUAGUAUUGUAAUGACAGUGUUUCGUUUUUAUCUUGCUGAUAAAAUUGUUUGAAUUCGAACAGCAACGGUGAAUUUUCAGCUCAUGACGUCGUCAGAAGAAAUUAUUCUAGAAAGUUCCAACAUGUCGACAGCUUCGAAUGUGGCCAAGCGAGUCGCCGCUUCCAAAGCUGUUGAGUUGUUCGUGGGGGCAAAAACGAAUCUAAGGAUCGGUCUUGGCAGUGGCUCAACUGUCGUCUUUGUCGCAAGUGCUCUUAAAGAAGUGCAAUCCACGAACGCAUCUGCCAUCGUGUCUUGUGUUCCCACGUCUUAUCAGAGCCGUCAGUUGAUUUUGGGAAAUGGACUUCCGCUGAAAAGUUUGGACGAAAAUGACGGAAGUUCCCUGCAUGUUACAAUUGAUGGCGCCGACGAAAUCACAAAAUGUUCCAACGGUGGUUUCGUGGCCAUCAAAGGAGGCGGAGGCUGCAUGCUGCAAGAGAAAAUCAUAGCCGCCGCUGCCGACUCUCUAGUUCUGGUCAUCAGGUCAAACAAGGUCGCCUCAUAUCUGGGUGAAACCUGGACGAAAGGGGUGCCGAUUGAAGUGUUGCCUAUGGCCCACUCUCUCGUGUCCAGAAAGAUUACGUCAUCACUAGGCGGCGAGUGUGUUCUACGCAUGGCUAGUGCGAAGAUGGGACCAAUAGUUACAGACAACGGAAACUUCAUCAUCGACUGGAAGUUUCCUCUGUUACGUAACAACAGCUGCAAUCUCAAUGGUUUGACCAACGGAUCUUCAUAUACAGAAGCUUCAAAAGAAAGAAGCUGCAAAGAUUGGGCUGAAAUUGACAUUUUUCUGCACUCAAUUCCGGGCUUGAUAGAAACUGGACUGUUUGUGAAUAUGGCAAGUGCAAUUGUUAGUUCAGACGAUGAUGGAAACUGCGAAGUUCUCUAUGCUUAGUUAAUACUAUUCUACAAGAUAAACACUUGUUUUAUGUUUCUUUUCUUUAUAGUCUAUCGAGUUUGUAUUUGGAGUAAAAGUGGUAUAUUUUUAUGCAUAGAGUAGACAGUAUUUCUUUCUUUUUGUUUUCGGGAAUUUUAAAAUCUAGCUGAAAAGAUUUUUUUAGAAAAUUUUAGAAGUCAAAAGCAAAUAAUUUCUCCAGAUAUAAUUUCUCUUGCGAUAGGCAAGAGUAUUGCAAUCGGAUGCUAGACUUUUUUAUCGUAAAUAACUUUGUUCACAUGCUCAUCUGGACUCCUGGUGGUAACUUGCUUCAUAGUGA
Messenger RNA from Symsagittifera roscoffensis, 1342 nucleotides. RefSeq names its product ribose-5-phosphate isomerase-like. The record is from RefSeq and is a predicted model, not a curated record. The coding region runs from base 175 to 1023 and encodes 282 amino acids. Gene Ontology annotation, cellular component: intracellular membrane-bounded organelle. Gene Ontology annotation, molecular function: ribose-5-phosphate isomerase activity. Lineage: Eukaryota; Metazoa; Xenacoelomorpha; Acoela; Convolutidae. The transcript has 2 exons. Gene Ontology annotation, biological process: D-ribose metabolic process; pentose-phosphate shunt, non-oxidative branch.